Plectropomus leopardus (leopard coralgrouper) is the source of this 1306-nucleotide messenger RNA. Its product is annotated as pleckstrin homology domain-containing family F member 2-like. Lineage: Eukaryota; Metazoa; Chordata; Actinopteri; Perciformes; Serranidae. Gene Ontology annotation, molecular function: phosphatidylinositol binding; metal ion binding. Gene Ontology annotation, cellular component: early endosome. Gene Ontology annotation, biological process: endosome organization; endosome to lysosome transport. The record is from RefSeq and is a predicted model, not a curated record.
UCUGAGUGCUGGCAUCGCAUGUAAACAUUCACCAUGAUGGACCUGUUCACUUUUGAGAGGGAGAACCGCGAGCGUAUCCAGGCAGUGGAGAACUCAUUCGGCCCAGCAGGGGGAGCUCUGUCCAAACCGGGUCGGGUUCUGAUGGGUCAGGGCCGUCUGGUAAAGCAGGGUCGUCGGAAACCUCAGCCGAAAGAUUUCUUCCUCUUCAAUGACGUCUUGGUGUACGGCAGCAUCAUCCUGAAUGGACGCUGGCACAAAAAUCAGAAAAUCAUCCCUCUAGAGGGCAUUCAACUGGAGGACGUAGAGGACAGUGACAGACUGAGAAACCAGUGGCUGAUCCGCACACAAUGCAAGUCCUUUUUUGUGUCCGCCUCUUCUUACGAAGAGAAGCGAGCCUGGAUCGACCACAUCGAAGAGUGCCGGUCAAACCUGACGCAGGGCGGCAGCAGCCAACCCGGUGUCAGCUUUGCUGUCACCUGGAUCCCCGACCAGGCCGCCUUCAAAUGCAUGCGCUGCUUCAAAAAGUUCACUCCCACCAAACGUCGACACCACUGCCGAAAAUGUGGCUUUUUGGUCUGUAAUUCGUGCUCUAAGGAGCGAGCGGUGAUCGACCACAUCCACCCCACCAAGCAGUUGAGGGUCUGCACCUACUGCCACAAGAGGACUGACGACGAUGAGAAGUCUCGCGUGAGAGGAGACAGCACCGGAAAGAACAGCUCAGAGGAGGACUGUGACGCAGCAUCCAGUGAUGAAGAGGGAGAGGAGGUCAAGCAGAUAUACACUUCCAGCAGCUGGCUGGACUCGCGGAUGGGCACCUGGGGACACAUGGGCUACGUUUACCCGAGACCAAUGAGUCAGCGGCCGCAGUCUCAGGACUGCUACAGUGUCUCAGAAGAAAAUGAUGUUCACCAUCUCUGAGCAUCAAAGACACAAAGCUGAUCCAGUUAAACUUAACACAAGCGGGUUAGAGGUCAACCUAGAAAAUCCUUAAAAAAGAGAUCGUAUAUAAUAUUUGCACCUACUUACUACUUAAUAUCUGCACUUUUUACACCUUUUUUGAUGAUGGAAACACUUGGACUCAUAAAGCACUUUUAUCUUACAGUGUAAUUUUUUGUGUAAGAGGAUGAUAAGAAGAACCGUUUAUUUAGGCUUUGGUGUGUGUCACUGUUUACACGUAAAAAAGAAACAUUGCACUCAGUAUCUGCACUAACAUUUUUAAAAAAUCUUAAAAACAAUAAAGCACUGAAACAGGUCAGAGAUCUGUGUCUUUUUUGACAAAUUUGGUUAUUGAGAGCCAUGUUGGAUG